Messenger RNA from Nicotiana tabacum (common tobacco), 988 nucleotides. Lineage: Eukaryota; Viridiplantae; Streptophyta; Magnoliopsida; Solanales; Solanaceae. The record is from RefSeq and is a predicted model, not a curated record.
UCAAAACAUAGUACUGCAUAAAAUCCUCUACCCUAAUCUCCGUCUAGCUAGCGUUAGAGCCGAUCUCGCUCGUCUGGUCGUGUGCGAAAUCGAUCAACUAAUCAUCUGCCCUAGUUUCCAUCUCCUCCUGUGAGAAUCCAAGUUGGAACAAAUAGCAAACUGUUUUCGAGGCACUUGGGAAAAAUCGUUCGUGACCGUAAUAUGUGUCCGUUGGGAGUAUCAUGGUGGAAUGAUAUUAAGGAAGAAAAGUUGAAUCACAUGUGGGCAGCUAUUGAGGCGAGAAGCAACAGGAAUGCGGCAAAUCGAGCUAAGUUGAAGAUGCUUCAUCAUAUUAGUAGCAAGCCUAUUCGUGAGAUCAUUUAUCAAAAGGGCGGAAAAGAUGGCAACCCACCGGAUUUGGCAACAAUUUUCUUUGAGACUCGUAAGAAAGAUAACAAGGUUGUUGAACCUGAAGCAAUUAAAAAACAUGCUCAAAUAGAAGAAAUAGUUCAAGCAGAUCCAUCUCUACCUAGCAUAGAGAUUAUAGAAAAAUGUUGUGGACCUCAAACUCGUAGCCAUGUGUUUGGAUUUGGGGGUGGAGUCAAGGCGAAAGACUUGAAAGGUGGAACUUCUUCAAAGGCUGAAUUACUGUUCGCGCUACGUUCAACUCAAAAAGAAAACAAAUCUUUGAAUGAGGAAAACAAAUCCUUGAAUGAGCGCUUGUCUACUUUAGAAGAUGAGAUAAAAGAAAUGAGGAAAAUAAGAGAGUAUUUCACUGCUCAACAAUCACAUGUCCCGCUUACGACGACAUCGCCCGUUUCAACUGAAUGACCACUGUUUUUGUCUGCUAACCAAGCUAGUAACAAUAUACCCAACUUUUUAAUUUUUAUUCAUGAUUUGUGUAUAGUCAAUUUCUAUAUUAUAGAUUUGUUUGACUUCACUCUUCUAAAAGGAGAACAAUUUAAUUAAUGUACAAUGGUGCAGUAAGUAGUCAUAGCUUCCUAUGGAA